CUUUGAGAACAAUAUACAUUAUUCAUAUGCCCCAUCCUAUCUACAUCCGUUACGUUCACUUACAGAUCCAAAGCUCUGGAGAUAUAGAUAUAGUAGUAAUGCAUGGACCAGACUCGACGACGGAAAUAAAUGCUGCAAAUCGAAUAGAAUGCGUAUGGAUGGAUGGACCGAUGAUCUGUGCGUAGAUUCUAAUAGCGAUGGAAGGGUGUAGUAUAAACGCCAGAAGAAACGAGGAGAAAGGAACAACACACAGUUAACGACACUGCGCGCAACCGGGACCUGCAGACAAUGCGACACCAAAAGCAAAACAUGCCGCGUCAAUACUCCAGCCAUCCAUUGCAAAACAAACAAUCUCCUCCGGCGCGAGAAACAGACCGUCCGGGUUCUACGCGAGAUAAUAUAAGGGUAUCACAGCCCAGACGUACCCAUGCAAUAUAAUACCAUAUCCAUAUCCCACCC
Messenger RNA from Gloeophyllum trabeum ATCC 11539, 459 nucleotides. RefSeq lists its product as uncharacterized. NCBI's taxonomy places the organism in Eukaryota, Fungi, Basidiomycota, Agaricomycetes, Gloeophyllales, Gloeophyllaceae. The transcript has a single exon. Bases 27 to 185 code for a protein of 52 amino acids. The record is from RefSeq and is a predicted model, not a curated record.